AUGCUCGCCACCGUUUCUCGCUCCUCGCCUCGCGCGGGCGGUCUCUACCCCAGCAGAGCCUCCACGGUGGGAUCACUGGUAUCCUCGAACCAGACACCCAUGAGGGCCAGCCACUAUGGCCAAACUCGCGGCUUCCGCUUCGGUGCGUGGUCAUCCUACUUGGACCCCGAGGUCCAGCGUCAGCUACGUCUUCGUCAGCGCCACAUCAAAUACAAAUACAUGGAAUCGAUCAAUCGCAACCUCGGCAAGUAUGCCAACCCGACACUGAACGACCGCCCUCCCGAGGAGCUCUCCCAGCCUGCAUACGAAGACCUGGACAAGUACCGUCCGGUGAUGCAUAACGAGAAUGCUGAGGUUCCGGAGCCACAUGAGCGAUAUACAGAUUUGCACAAGUAUGGCCCCAUCAUGCACAAUGAGAAGGAUGUGGUGGAGGAGAAGCAGCCCUACGACGACCUCCACAAGUACGGCCCAAUCAUGCAUAACGAAAAGGACGUCUUGGAGGAGACGCAGUCAUAUGACGACCUCCACAAGUAUGGACCGAGCAGUUUCAACGAACCUGAGGGAUUACGCCCCCGUUCCGACGAGGAGAAAUCAAAAGACUACGACGACCUUCACAAGUAUCGCCCGCAUUCUUUCAACGAGCCGUCGGGUCUGCGCCCCGUGCAUCCCGAGGAAGCCUCCAAAGCUUACACUGAUCUGGACCAAUAUGGCCCCAUGUCUUAUAACGAACCCCACGGACAAGCUCCCAUGCACCCGGAGGAGGCAUCCAAGGCAUACGCAGACCUCGAUGCCUACAACCCUGUCGGCUGGAAUGAGCCGCACGGCAAACCGCCAAUGCACCCAGAGGAAGCCUCAAAGCAGUAUAAGGACCUUGGAAAAUACUCUAAGGAGUUCAAACGCGGUGAUGCACCGCCACCAGAGGGUGUUAUUGCAGCGGUUGAGCCUGAAGAGGCGGCCAAGCACCAGCCUGUGCAAUACAACGAGCCCGAAAGCCAGCGCCCCAAAAAUGACUGGGAUCAGAAGGCUUUCGACGAGGCCAAGCAGUAUGAAUCUUUCCGCUACAAUGAGCCCGAUGGCCAACCUGCCGCCGUUAUCGACCCUGUUUCCAAGGGUUUGGGUGACUUCGAUGCGGAGGUCGCUGCGAAGGCAAACAGACGCAAGUCUUCUGCUCAGACGUCAGAGAAGGAGAGAGCAGACGAUUUGGACCUGCUCCGAGCCAGCGAUGUUCGGGCCAAAAUUCCGACGUCUUCGGGCCAGUCCCGGAGAGAGUACAGCACGACGAACAGACAGAUUCUCGAAGCCGAUCUUCCCCGAUAUGCCGUGAACUGGGAUAUCUCGAGCAAAGCUGCCCGUAUUGCAGUGCGCCAGUCUAGAAACAAGGCGUGGGAUCACAUUCCCUCCAAGAAGGAAAACCUUACUGGCAACUAUGUCAGGGACUUCCCCGAAGACUUUUCGCGGAACUGGAACGACAUUGUUGCGGCUGCCGCGGAUAGUCAAAAGGUUGAGGAAAGCAAGGACCAAGACGAGGUUGAGGCCGCGUCCUUUGAUGAGAGUUUUCCGAGUCUGGAACGCAAAUUGGAGCCUUCCCUGGACCGGUCGUCUUCCUUUAGGACCACUCGCAUUGCGGGAAAGAGAGGUCAAAUUGACCAGUAUUCAAAAGAGCCUCAGGGCCUUGAGGUGAGCUACUCCGAGGAGUGCGGUGGCAAGCAGACCUGGCCAUCCUACGUCCGGACAUAUGGAACUGUGACGGACGCCAUGACCCAUGCCUCUUCAACCGCACAGGAAGCGGUUUCCGCUGCCAAAAGCGAGGGUGUGGUAUCCCCGACUGCAGCCGAGGCACCCCGGGAGCCUACCAUUUACAAGAUUCUUGCAUACGACCCGACAAUGCAGGCUAUCAACACAGCCGAGACCACGUCGGUCGUCCCCGACAGCGCAACACCGCUAACGCCAGCGGAGGUUAUUCUACGGUUGUCGAACCCAACCAAGUUCUUCCCCUACUUUAGCACUCUGCAAAAGGAGGGAUACGAGAUUGUUUCCGGAAGCGGAGACGUCCUGGUAUUCCGCAAGGUCCGCGAGGCAGAGACGGCAUCCAAGGAGCAGACUGCUGCUUCCUUCGCCCCUGCGAUCGAGAAGCCGACGACAUACCAAGCGCCAAAGGUGAACCCCAUCGACAUGAUGGGGAGCGACCCCGUAGUACCAAGCGCUUACUCUUCCAGUCCUACAGGCUACCUCAACUAUGAUUACCCCGGAGCGGAGACAUCAGAGAAACCCCCGCCUCCCUUCAGUCCGCUGAGGAGGCGCAACACGAUAGCCUGUGACAGCCAGGAUCUCGAGCCUCCAAAGCGGCCGAAGAGGAGCCGGGCCAAGAAGGUUGUUCUUGGCGCCGUAUGGGUCGGCGGGAUUUCUUACGCGAUCGGUGUCGUUGGAGAGUAUUUCAAGACUGGAGGCAAAGAUGGUCAGGGGCCUAAGGGUUUGUAG
This is a messenger RNA of Colletotrichum costaricense, 2478 nucleotides long. RefSeq lists its product as uncharacterized. NCBI's taxonomy places the organism in Eukaryota, Fungi, Ascomycota, Sordariomycetes, Glomerellales, Glomerellaceae. The record is from RefSeq and is a predicted model, not a curated record. The transcript has a single exon. Bases 1 to 2478 code for a protein of 825 amino acids.